Branchiostoma floridae (Florida lancelet) is the source of this 644-nucleotide messenger RNA. Its product is annotated as seizure protein 6-like. The transcript has 3 exons. The record is from RefSeq and is a predicted model, not a curated record. The coding region runs from base 21 to 644 and encodes 207 amino acids. NCBI's taxonomy places the organism in Eukaryota, Metazoa, Chordata, Leptocardii, Amphioxiformes, Branchiostomatidae.
UUGGUCAGUGUAACGUCAGUAUGGAAGGUCGACCCGAAGGCGUCAUCUACUCUCCUGGGUACCCUGGAAGAUAUCCGGACGAUGCAAACUGUUGGUGGAAAGUUUCUGUACCGGGGGAUAAAGUCAUCAAAGUGACAUUUCUCCUUUUCGACCUUCGAAACGUAACGGAUAGUCUCGAACUAAUAGAUGGAAACGACCGAACCGGAAGGCCUCUCACAGCCCCACUGACAGGGAGGAAGAUCCCUCCGCGCAGCAACGCAUCUUCGUCUAACGUCAUUUGGAUUAACUUCCAAUCAGACAAUAUGCAACGUGGUAGAGGGUUUAUCCUGAAAUAUGAAGCUAUCGGGCACUGUGGCAAAAUCAGCUUGAACGACGGCCGGGGAACAGUGUCACCGGACCACAACGGUUACUUUGGCAUCGGGGAAACGGCGAGGAUUGAUUGUGAUACCAGUGGUGAGACAUGGAGUCUGGUGGUGGAAUGUCUGGGUACGGGGCAGUUUAACGUGACUCAUCCCUACUGUAAAGAAGCGCCUCCUGGCGGCGGCACACUGCCUAUCGCCAUCGGGGCUGCAGUGGGCGGGGUUGUGCUUCUGGCAGCUGCCAUAGCAACGGUUGUUAUAGUGAUGAAAAGGAAAAGAAGGUAG